Molecule: messenger RNA, 2699 nt
Organism: Sorghum bicolor (sorghum)
Lineage: Eukaryota; Viridiplantae; Streptophyta; Magnoliopsida; Poales; Poaceae
Product: vacuolar-sorting receptor 1
Exons: 12
Coding region: 342-2252 (636 amino acids)
Molecular function (GO): calcium ion binding
Source: RefSeq, a predicted model, not a curated record
UGGCCAACGCCACCGUCGUCACCGUCCCGCGCGCGGUCUGCCUAACCGCGCAGCGCCACGUCUGGCGGCCGGCCCAGUCAAAACCAAACCCUCCGGGCACGGGGCGCAGGUCCCUUGUUGCGCUCGCGCCCGCCCGCCCGCAAAAGCCUCGCCUCGCCUUUUCUUGUCCUGAAGCCACCCAAGCCGCACGGAAAGGGUGCCUGCCUGCCCCUCGCUCGGCUCCCAGAACCCAUCCCAUCUCCGGCCGCCCACUUCUUGGCAGCUCGAUCCGAUCAUCGGAUCGGCCGUCCGGCGGGAACGAACCAACAAAGCUAGGUUCGGAUCGUGUCGAUCGUGUGUCCAUGGAGACGACGACGGCGGCCAGGCGGCGGCGGCGGCUGCUGCUGCUCCUGGUCCUGCUGGCGCUCGCGGCGCACCGUGCGGCGGCGCGGUUCGUGGUGGAGAAGAACAGCCUGCGGGUCACGUCCCCGGCCGCGCUCCGGGGCGUCUACGAGUGCGCCAUCGGCAACUUCGGCAUGCCGCAGUACGGCGGCACCAUGCACGGCGUCGUCGUCUACCCCAAGGUCGAUGCCAAGGCCUGCAGGCCCUUCGACGCCUCCGGCCUCUCCUUCAAGCCCAAGUCCGGCGGUCUGCCCGUCUUUCUACUCGUCGAUCGCGGAGACUGCUACUUCACAACCAAGGGAUGGAAUGCACAAAAUGCUGGAGCUGCAGCAGUUCUUGUUGCCGACGACAAAGUCGAGCCUUUGAUCACAAUGGAUUCUCCAGAAUCCAGUGGCACAGAGCACAUUGAGAACAUCACAAUUCCUUCGGCACUUGUGACCAAGAGAUUUGGAGACGACCUCAGGAAAGCACUGCAAAAUGGAGAAAUGGUGAAUGUUCUUCUGGACUGGAGGGAAUCUCUGCCCCAUCCUGAUGAGCGUGUGGAGUAUGAGUUCUGGACAAACAGCAAUGAUGAAUGCGGUGCUAAAUGUGACAUGCAAAUGAACUUCGUGAGGAGCUUCAGAGGAAUAGCUCAGGCCCUUGAGAAAAGGGGUUACACCCAGUUCACCCCUCACUAUAUCACAUGGUAUUGUCCAGAAGCUUUUAUCCUGAGCAAACAGUGCAAGUCACAAUGUAUCAAUCAUGGCAGAUAUUGCGCACCAGAUCCAGAGCAGGAUUUCAGCAUUGGAUAUGACGGCAAAGAUGUUGUGGUUCAGAACCUGAUUCAAAUUUGCGUGUUCAGAGUUGCCAAUGAAACUCGCAGGCCGUGGAUGUGGUGGGAUUAUGUGCACGACUUUGCUGUUAGGUGCCCAAUGAAGGAGAAGAAAUACACACGUGAAUGUGCACAUGGUGUUAUCAAUUCACUUGGAUUGGACAUUGAGAAAAUCAACAAGUGUGUUGGAGAUCCUGACGCCGAUAAAGAAAAUCCAGUCCUCAAAGCAGAACAGGAUGCUCAAAUUGGGCAUGGUUCUCGCGGCGAUGUAACUAUACUGCCAACUCUUGUCGUCAAUAACAGACAAUACAGAGGCAAACUGGAAAAAAGAUCUGUGCUGAAAGCAGUAUGCUCGGGAUUUGAGGAGACAACCGAACCUGAUGUCUGUUUGCGCGAAGAUAUUGAGACAAAUGAAUGUUUGGAGAACAAUGGAGGUUGCUGGUUAGACAAGGCUACCAAUGUUUCUGCGUGCAAGGAUACCUUCCGUGGUCGUGUUUGUGAAUGCCCUACUGUCAAUGGUGUAAAGUUUAUAGGUGAUGGGUACAGCCACUGUGAAGCUUCUGGUCUCGGUAGGUGCCAGAUCAACAAUGGGGGCUGCUGGAACGAGACUAGGAACGGGAAGACUGUCUCUGCCUGCUCAAAUCAAGAAGCUAAAGGCUGCAAAUGCCCAUCAGGUUUCAGGGGUGACGGAAUGAACAGUUGCGAAGAUGUCGAUGAAUGCAAAGAGAAGCUUUUCUGCCAGUGCAAGGAUUGCGCUUGUGAGAACACAUGGGGAAGCUACGAGUGCAGCUGCGGUGGCAGCAAUUCGCUAUACAUCAGAGAGCAUGAUACCUGUAUCAGCAAACAGUCUAGUUCGUCCCUGGGCUGGGGCUUCCUAUGGGUGAUUUUCAUCGGCCUUGCCUUGGCUGGAGCAGGAGCAUACGCCGUGUACAAAUACAGGCUACGGAGCUACAUGGAUUCAGAGAUCCGUGCGAUCAUGGCCCAGUACAUGCCCCUGGAGAGCCAAGAGAUGCCGAACCAACAUCGCUCUGUCGUCCCCGUCGACCACGCAGACAUCUGAAACGGCAUGGCUUACAUGGAUCGAGCAUAAAGAGUCAGUAUCAUUGCAUAUUUGCAUUGCAUCGGUGGCAGUCCUCUACGUCGACAGAGAAGUCGGCUGCCUCGAGAGAAUUGGAUGCUGAUACGAUUCUGAAGGACAGGAGUAUUGGACGGUAGACUGUUUCAUCACAGCACACCCUGUUUCUUGUUUUGUUUUGUUUUUUUUUUAUCUUUUUCCUCCCUGAAAGUCAGAGCAGAUUAGGGUCUCUCACCGCAGUUUAGAGCCGGUUGAGUUCUCUCUUUCUCUAGUCACUUUUAGAGCCUGCAGUCGUGCCGUGCGUCGCUGCGUAGUAACACAGUAAUUAAUCGUUGAGCGUUCUGUAAAUAUUGUUGUUGAGACUGAACACUGAAGUGCGUUGGUGUUGCUGCCCUGAAUAAAAGGAGCGCAGAAAGAGCAUGAGCCUGCUAA